GUGUUCAGAAGGCUCGUCUGUCAUCUAUCUACCUUCCAACUGAUUUGGUUCUUGGCACCACUGAUCUUAUGCAGGGCACAAGUGGUGACCCAGGAUGUAAGAGGGCUGCUGAACACACCUGCUUCUUUAAGAUGCUCUCUGCAAAAUCCCCAGGAAGUUUUGAUUGUGACAUGGCAAAAAAUCAAGGCUGUAAGCCCAGAAAACAUGAUCACCUACAGCGAGAACCAUGGGGUUGUAGUCCAGCCUGCCUACAAGGACAAGAUAAACAUCACCCAGCUGGGACUCAUGAACUCAACCAUUACCUUCUGGAAUACCACCUUGGAAGAUGAGGCGUGUUACAAGUGCCUCUUUAAUACCUUUGGUUCUGGAAAGAUCUCAGGAAUAGCCUGCCUCACUCUCUUUGUACAGCCCACAGUAUUCCUUCACUAUAAAUUAUCUGAAGAUCACCUAAAUGUCACUUGCUCUGCCAAUGCUCGCCCAGCCCCUAUGAUCUCCUGGAAGGUCUUUGGGUCAGGGAUUGAGAACAGUACCGAGAUCGUCUCACACCCCAAUGGAACAACAUCUGUCACCAGCAUCCUCCAGAUCAAAGACCCCAAGACACAGGUGGGGAAGGAUGUGAUCUGCCAGGUGCUACACCUGGGGACUGUGACCGACUACAGGGAAACCGUGAACAAAGGCUUUUGGUUUUCAGUUCCACUGUUGUUAAGCAUCGUCUCCUUGGUAAUUCUUCUGGUCUUAAUCUCAAUUCUACUCUACUGGAAACGUCAUCGGAACCAAGAUCGAGAGCCCUAGAGGAGUCGCACAGAACCCUGACAGUUAUUUCCUGGUCUACUUGAAUCUGACUCAGGAGGCAAGCAGAAGAAAGAGGGUCAUUCUCCAAGGAACCUAAAAGAGCAAAAAAAAAAAAAAAAAAAAAAAAAAAAUGGGAGUCAAAGGCCCAAGAAUUUCAAGACUUUCCACUGCCAUGUAGGCCACCCAGUGCUUCUGUGAGUUCCCAGAGGAAGUCAUUUUACCUCUCAGGUCUGUUGUAGGACUUGGUUUUGUAAAACGAUGCAGUGUUGUGCUGUUGAAAGGAUACUGGACUUGGAGCCAGGAGCCACCGCUCGGAGGUUGACUUUGACUCCAACUGGUGGCAACUCUGUGUUAAUCAUAUCUCAAUGAACUUUCACAUUCGCAUCCAGAAAGUUAAGAAGUUGGACCAAAUAAUUUUCCAUUCUGCUCUAAAAACAGAUGCAAUUCCAGGAAAGAAAAAAAAAAAGAUAAAUAAAGAGAAAAGAAAUGAAAGAAGAAUACAGGAAGGUAGGGACCAAAGAACUUUUCUGAGACUGCCUUUUGCCUUUCUGUGGAUAUGCCAUCUUUUCUUCCCUUCUUCUUUGGUCCAUAAGUCUAUUUCCUCAUCACUGGGUAUCUUGUCCACUGCCUGCUUACUGUGUUUGCUAUUAACUGGUCUUUCUAGAAGUCUCAGUUUCACUGCUCUUCUUUAUGUACUUCUGUGAUGUUACCACAAUGGAAGUGGAACUCAAUUUAUUGUGAAGUAAUAUUGGCAACCUUAACUUGGCUUAUCUGUUUUUAUAGCAGACAAAAUAUUGUUAGUCUUAGACAGCAGCUUGCAUUUUUUAAAAAGCAUGCAUUUCUCAUCCAUUUGUCUCAUAAUAUGACCCAGCCCUAUUUUAAUCAUUCUAAAUUCAACCUAGUGUAAUGAAAUAUAUUAUGAAAAGAGGUGUUUAGAAAGUUUUAUGAAUAGCAGUCAGUUAAAUCAAAUGCUUUGCCUCCCCCAACUUUUUUUCUUAUAAAGUAACUUAUCACAAUAGCAGAGGAAGCAUGUAUGGCUGUACAAAUUCCUUUGUCAUAAACAUAUUGUUUUAACUAGUGGAACAGUUUUGAACUCUAAAUCAUCAUUGGACCAAGCUGGUGACCUUUUCAGUAUCUUUUGCUUUCUUGUCUGUAUCCAGUGACCUAGAAACUAAAACUUAAGUUGUCUUUAUUGUUGUAUUGAAUAUUUAUAUAUUUAAUAAACUUUUCGUAUGUUAUUUAAUUAUGUAUUAUUUCAUAUAUUUGUAUUAAUAUACUAAAUAAUUAAAAGUGUCUAACUA
Bubalus bubalis (water buffalo) is the source of this 2093-nucleotide messenger RNA. It is a transcript of the gene CD200, whose product is annotated as CD200 molecule. Lineage: Eukaryota; Metazoa; Chordata; Mammalia; Artiodactyla; Bovidae. The coding region runs from base 205 to 792 and encodes 195 amino acids. The transcript is spliced from 5 exons. Gene Ontology annotation, molecular function: cell-cell adhesion mediator activity. The record is from RefSeq and is a predicted model, not a curated record.